AUGGACGGUAUGACCUCGAAGAAGAACGUUUUUGUCAUCGGUGCCACAAACAGACCCGAGCAGCUCGAUGCUGCCUUGGUGCGUCCCGGCCGUCUCGACACGCUGGUCUACGUCCCUCUACCCGACCAGGCCUCUCGCCAGGGUAUCCUCAAGGCCCAGCUCCGCAAGACUCCUGUCGCCGGCGAUGUCGACCUCGAGUUCAUUGCCAGCAAGACCCACGGAUUCUCCGGUGCCGAUCUUGGUUUCGUCACACAGCGGGCUGUCAAGCUUGCCAUUAAGGAGUCUAUCACUGCUGAAAUUGAGCGCCAGAAGCAGCGCGAGGCUGGUGGUGAGGAUGUUAAGAUGGAGGAUGAGGAGGAAGAGGACGUGGAAGACCCUGUUCCUGAGCUCACACGGGCUCACUUCGAAGAGGCCAUGAAGUCUGCCCGGCGAUCCGUCAGCGACGUGGAGAUCCGCCGCUACGAAGCUUUCGCCCAGAGCUUGAAGAACUCUGGCGGCAGCACGUUCUUCCGCUUCCCCUCUGCCAACGAGGCUGCGGAUGAGUCCAACACAUUCGGUGAUGCCGGUAAUGAUGACAGCCUCUACGACUAA
Aspergillus calidoustus is the source of this 591-nucleotide messenger RNA. The record is from the annotation of a GenBank genome assembly. Lineage: Eukaryota; Fungi; Ascomycota; Eurotiomycetes; Eurotiales; Aspergillaceae.